UCUUGUUGUUGAUUCGAACCGUAGGGAGCGGGUGAGGGAAGUAUUGAAGCCGGCCUGGGGGGACCAAGCAGCAGCGCCCCCCGGCCGGGCAGGGGGAAGUUUCUCUCGCAGGCUCAUUUUUCUGACGGAGACUGGUGGCCAGGUGAGCUUGUUGCCGUGGUUCACUAGCCCCCUUGCUUUGGACGGGGACUCCUGAUGAAUGGACGGGGCAUCAUGAGGCUGUUCUUGGAGCUAGCCCGUUUAAAAGGAACCGGGGAUGCAUUCACCUCGAGAAAAUGGGAAGAUUGUCGGCACAUGUUCACUUGCCGGGAUAACUGAGUGGUGGUGAUUUUGCUCCUUAAGAAACUGCUCCUUCCACCCCAUGCAGCUCUCCCCAUGCCCCAAGUGUGUGACUGGUGCCCUACGCAAUGUGUGUUUGUCAAACCAUGGAGGUGGGGAAGCAUGGGAAGAACACAACCCACACAGGAGCCCGAGGGGUCCUGCUGGAACCUUUCAUCCAUCAGGUGGGCGGCCACAGCAGCAUGAUGCGCUACGAUGACCACACUGUAUGCAAGCCUCUCAUCACCAGAGAACAGCGCUUCUAUGAGUCCCUGCCUCCAGAAAUGAAGGAAUUUACACCCGAGUACAAAGGAGUGGUGUCUGUCUGUUUUGAAGGAGACAGUGAUGGCUACAUUAACCUGGUAGCAUACCCCUACGUGGAGAGUGAAUCCUUGGAGCAGGAUGAUACACCAGAGAGGGAUCAACCACGUCGCAAACACUCUCGCAGGAGCCUCAACAGGUCCGGCAGUGGCAGUGAGCACAAAGAGGAGAAAGCAGGGUUGGCCGCUGACACCUCAGAAAGCAUACAGGACACGAAGAGCCUCAAGAGUUUCCAUUCAGAUGUUCCAUUUCAGAUGCUAGAUGCAAACAGUAGCGUGAGUUCUGAAAAGAUUACCUUUAAUCCAUGGAGUCUGCGUUGUCACAAGCAGCAGUUGAGCCGCAUGCGCUCCGAGUCCAAGGACCGAAAGCUCUACAAAUUCCUUUUAUUGGAGAACGUGGUACACCAUUUCAAACUUCCCUGUGUGCUUGACCUGAAAAUGGGGACCAGACAGCAUGGGGAUGAUGCAUCUGAGGAGAAAGCUGCUCGACAGAUGAAGAAGUGCGCACAGAGCACCUCAGCCACACUAGGCGUACGGGUUUGUGGGAUGCAGGUAUAUCAGCUUGAUACGGGGCAUUAUUUGUGCAGGAAUAAAUACUAUGGCAGAGGUCUUUCGAUCGAGGGCUUUCGCAAUGCUCUCUAUCAGUAUUUGCACAAUGGUGUAGAGUUACGAAAGGACCUCUUUGAGCCCAUCCUUAGCAAAUUGCAAAGCCUGAAGGCCGUGUUGGAGAGGCAAGCCUCUUACCGUUUCUACUCCAGCUCCUUGCUCAUCAUCUACGAUGGGAAGGACACCCGGUCUGAGACAUACAUGGAGCGCAGAGCAGAGAUGUGCCUGAAGCAAGUGGAUCUGUCUCUACCAGAGAGCCUUCAGGAUGCCGGCAGCACAGAGUCCAUCACCUUCCAGCCUAAGGUGGAUGUACGUAUGAUUGACUUUGCACACAGCACAUUCAAAGGCUUUCGAGAUGAUCCCACUGUACAUGACGGCCCUGAUAUGGGAUAUGUGUUUGGACUAGAGAGCCUUAUCAACAUAAUGGGACAGAUGCGGCAUGAGAACCAGUAGCCUUGAGCUAGAUUCCUUCAUUUUUCCCCUGACGAUAGGAACAGACAGGACCACCACCCCUAUAGAGAAACCAGACUCUGCUGCUUUGAAAAUAUUCUGUUGCUCCAGUGUGUUUAACCUCAACAAAGGACACGAUACCCUGGAUCAUCCUGGCAAAAUGGCUUUGACUAUCCUGGCCUGGACUCUUUGCAGGAGAGAUGCAUCCCAUGGACGACCCCAGCAUUGGGCAUUUCGUAUCUGGGGCUUAACAUUUGAUAUGUCCACUCCUGUGAUCUUGUCUGCUAGGAAUGUGGAGACUGACCCCCAUGGGAAAGAAGAGGGGUGAUGGUCUAGGGGUGUUGAUUUUGGGAUUCCAGUGUCCUCCUUCUUUGUCAACCUUCCAUUGAGGCACGAUGGUUUGAACCUCUCUUCCUUUGUUCAAAAAGGGCAUUCAGAUACAAGCUAACAUUACUUAUGGGGCUGAUUGAGGCACAUGAUUUGCACACACUCCACUCUGCUGUUGCUGCCCCUGAGCAGAUGUGAGAGACUCUUCUAGAGGGUAUAGAUGAUACUUCAUUUAUCUUCUCCAAUCUGGGCGUUAUCAGAUCAUCCCAACUGGGGAAAUAAAUGACCAAAGGAAAA
This is a messenger RNA of Elgaria multicarinata webbii, 2318 nucleotides long. RefSeq names its product inositol hexakisphosphate kinase 1 (gene IP6K1). Gene Ontology annotation, biological process: phosphatidylinositol phosphate biosynthetic process; inositol phosphate biosynthetic process. Bases 408 to 1697 code for a protein of 429 amino acids. Gene Ontology annotation, molecular function: inositol hexakisphosphate kinase activity. Gene Ontology annotation, cellular component: nucleus; cytoplasm. The record is from RefSeq and is a predicted model, not a curated record. The transcript is spliced from 7 exons. NCBI's taxonomy places the organism in Eukaryota, Metazoa, Chordata, Lepidosauria, Squamata, Anguidae.